AAAUUUUGUUAUCAAUUUUCAAAAACAUUCAUUUAAUAUAAUAUAUAUCAACUUGGCUAACCAACAUUUUGUAUUUAUUAUCAAUAUGAUGUUCAAUUUUUUCAAUAAUCAUCAACUAAUCAUCAAAAUUGAUUACUUUUCAUUCUGAUCUCACUUAUCAAUUAUUGUUUAUAUACUGUGUUUAUACAUUUUACUAUAAACUCUUCAUCUUUUCUUAAUAUUCAUCAUUAUGGUCGACUCUCGAUAUGAUCUCGGUAAACAGCCAUCGAGCUAAGUUGACUCUGCAGCCACUCAAUUUGUGAGUCCAUCUUUUUGGCGAUUAUAAACCUUAUCAAACCAUGAAGGAGAUGGUGGGUGGAUGCUGUGUUUGUAGUGAUGAACGAGGAUGGACUGAGAAUCCCUUAGUAUAUUGUGAUGGCAAUCAGUGUAGUGUUGCUGUUCACCAAGCUUGUUAUGGCAUUGUUCAGGUUCCUACUGGUCCCUGGUUUUGCCGUAAAUGUGAAAGUCAAGAAAGACAAGCUAGAGUGAGAUGUGAACUUUGCCCUUCUAAAGAUGGGGCACUGAAAAGGACUGAUAAUGGUGGCUGGGCUCAUGUUGUGUGCUCACUUUAUAUACCAGAAGUCAGAUUCGGAAAUGUUACUACUAUGGAACCAAUAAUUCUGGCCUUAGUGCCUCCGGAUAGGUUCCAUAAGACAUGUUACAUUUGUGAGGAGCAAGGCAAGGAAAGCAAAGCUUCAGUGGGAGCAUGUAUGCAGUGCAAUAAACCUGGAUGUAAACAUCAUUUUCAUGUGACAUGUGCUCAAGCUGCUGGUCUAUUAUGUGAAGAGGCUGGAAAUUUUAACGAUAAUGUAAAAUACUGUGGAUACUGUACUCACCAUUAUCAUAAAUUGAAAAAGGAUGGUUCAAAUAUCAAACCCAUUCCCGCAUUUAAACCGAUUCCAGUAGCGGAUUCCACUCCAGAAUCUAGUCCUGAUAAGAAGACUCAAGGUCCUUCGGGGUUAUCUUCGAUUAAUAAACCGAGUUUGCCACUCGAAAUAUCCAAACCACCUAAAAAGAAAGUAGCAAAAACUCAUAAUGCAACCUUAUCUACCUCUGCGUGUACCGGUUCUACAAUAGUUAGCAAUAUACCUAGCAAUAAUCCUGGAUCCUCCAAUAGUUUAGGUAAAUCUUCUUUUACCAUUAAUCCUGACAAUCAAAAAAUGAGGCGCGAAUGUCUUGGAUUAAAUGAUAAUGCUGUUGGUCCUCAUUUUCCAGGGUCUCGUCCAAGUGUGGAACAUGGAUCGGAAAGUAAACCCAAAAAUGAACGAAAGAAAAAGAAAUUUGUGAUAUCAUCAGCUUCUAGCUCCCCCAUUCAUCCAAGUUCACCUGCAUCGGUCAACAAUCGUGAAUCUUCUCUUGAUCGUCUUCCUUCUCAAAGUCCUUCACCCAACCCGACUCCCAGUUUCACAGCAAUGUAUGGAAGUCUUACCGCCAAAGAUUCAUCAACCUCUUCAAGUGACAAAAAGGAGAAACCGAAACGUGAAAUUGAAGACGAUUCAUCGACGGAGGCCGAGGAAGAUGAAAAUAAACCUACAGCCAGCCUACCAACAGCCAGAAAAAUGAAAAAUUCAGCAAGUACAGAGAAGAAACCUAAACCUAAUUUAAAUCAAAAACCCAUUAAAACUUCUAAAGCAGCUCAAAAAGAAUCCAGAAGCGCCAAAAAGUCCAAGAAAGAAGAUAUUCUUAAGGAAAAUAAUACUGAAACUGAACCGUGUGCAGAUUCUCGCUACGCAACAUCUGAUAAUAACUUAGACCGUAUUUUGACUGAGAAGCCAGCGACUGCUCCGAAAGUCAAAACACCGACAGAAACUCCACCUACAACCAAAGUGACUCUAACUACUGAAGAAACUUCAACUAAACUCAUUGCAUCCUCAUCACCAAACGAUCAAACAUCUCAAAACACAUCUCUAGUACGAUCUCCUCAUACCAGUGCUUUAAAAGACUUCGCUCUACCAGCUCCACCAAACAGACCCAAACCAACCACUAUGCUUAAAGAACCUAUGGAAAACGGUCCACAAUCACUUGAACAACUAUUGGAACGUCAAUGGAUUGCUGGUGCCCAGAUGGUUAUGGAACAGACGCAGCAUUUUGACGUUGCCUCUCUUUUAUCUUGCUUACAUCAGUUAAGGACUGAAAAUGAAAGACUAGAAGAGAGAGUUCGCCAACUUAUUUCUCGUAGAGAUCAUCUAAUUGCUGUUAACUCACGAUUAUCUCUUCCUCUCAAUGGAUCUCUCGGCUCAUUAGGUGGCCUUUCCACUCAUAGUUCAGCCAUUUCCCAGAACGAAUCUGCAAAUUCUGUUUCCAGUUCGCCUUUAAGUUUUCCUUCAAGCAAUUCAGGAGCCAAUCCGUCUCCGUUAUAUGACAACAACAAAAGUCCUCGCAAUAGUCCAGCAUCUAAUAUAGCAAAUGGAGCAGCAAACCCAGAAAGUCCAUUUUAUCAAAUGAUGAAUUCCGCUCAGCAUCAGCACAUGCCUAACUUCCAACAACCUUAUCUUCGUGGUCCCGAUGAAAGAUGAUAAUAAUAUUUUGUGGUACAAAUUCUCCAAAAAUAAUUUAUUCUUAAUCUAUUCACCUUUAAAGUCGAACCCAGAGCAGUUGGUUUUUCAAAUUAUGACAAAGUUGAUCUUCAUGCUAUAAAAUACAAAAAAAUUAUUUCCUCUACAUUAUUUAUUGUUCUUUCCAACCAAUGGAGGUGUAUUACUGUAUGAUCAAAUCAAAGAUUGUGAUAAUAAUACGCACAACUCAACAAUAUUAGCGCAAAGAAGAUACAACUGCGAUAAAUAAUUUCGAUCGAUUUAGGAUUUUAAAUUGAGACAUCUCAAAGGAAAUCCUUAAUAUUUUCUGACCUUUUCCCUCUCUAUGUCAAUUUUUUUGCAUUAAACCCACAUGACUAUGUAUUAUUAUUUA
Molecule: messenger RNA, 2946 nt
Organism: Tetranychus urticae (two-spotted spider mite)
Lineage: Eukaryota; Metazoa; Arthropoda; Arachnida; Trombidiformes; Tetranychidae
Source: RefSeq, a predicted model, not a curated record